This is a messenger RNA of Colletotrichum gloeosporioides, 792 nucleotides long. RefSeq names its product Glutarate-semialdehyde dehydrogenase DavD. The record is from RefSeq and is a predicted model, not a curated record. The transcript is spliced from 3 exons. Gene Ontology annotation, molecular function: succinate-semialdehyde dehydrogenase (NAD+) activity. Bases 1 to 792 code for a protein of 263 amino acids. NCBI's taxonomy places the organism in Eukaryota, Fungi, Ascomycota, Sordariomycetes, Glomerellales, Glomerellaceae.
AUGGAGUUCAAAAGCGUGUCUGACCUGUCCCGCAGGGAUCUUCUGCAGAACAACGGCUUUGUGAGUGGACAACAGAUCUCGGGGAUCGAUGGGAAGACAUUCGACGUCAUCACCUCGACAACGUUGGAGACUCUGGCAACCCUGCCCGAGAUGGGGGCUGAAGAUACCCGUAAAGCCAUUCAAGCAGCAGCGGAGAUGACAUAUGGGGCCUCAUUCCUCGAGUGGUUUGCCGGCGAGGCGGAGAGGACAUACGGCCAAGUCGUCCCCGCAGCCAACACCGGACCACGCAUCUUGACUAUCCAGCUGCCCCUAGACGUCCAGAAGAUCAGCUUCAACGGGAGCACCCGCGUCUGGAAGCUACUUGCUCAGCAGUGCCGUCAAACGCUCAAACGAACAAAGCUCUCUCUCGAACUUGACAGUAAUAGCCCGUUCAUCGUAUCCGAUGACGCAGACCUUGAUCGGGCGGUUGAGAUUCUGAUGCUCGCGAAAUUUCGCAAUUCCGGGCAAACCUGUGUGACGGCCAACCGGGUAUUUGUUCAGAAGGGCAUCUAUGACAAGUUCUCUUUGAAGGUGAAAGAAAGGAUGCAAUGCAUCAAGGUUGGCCCUGGGAUUCAAGCAGGUGUCAACGUUGGGCCAUUGACGCAUCAAGCCGGGCUACAGAAGGUCUUGUCACACAUAAAAGGUCUGGGUCAUGUUACUUCUGAACAUAAGGUAUUGUCAAGUGUCAACUAUGUGACAGAUGCAAAACGUCUCGGCGGCGAUGUCAUUCUAAGAGGUUCUUCGCUACCUUGA